AUGAGCCUCCGCCUACCUCUUCAGGGCUGCAACUUCACCAUCAUCAUCAUCUUCUACGCCCUACCCGCAAUGACCAAACCUGAUGCUGCAAGAGACAAAUUCUACGAGGAGCUGCACGCCCUCCUGGCGUCUGUACCGAAGCCGGAUAAGUUGAUUGUCCUUGGUGAUUUAAACACGCGUCUGCACAGACCAUGCUGCCUGGAGAGGAAUGCUGGGUCCCCAUGGUCUCCGCGGCUUCAACGACAAUGGCCUGCUCCUCUUACGAACCUGCGCAAAACACCGGCUCUUCCUGACCAAAACGUUUCGUCAGCCGACGCGAGAGAGAGAGGGCCACCUGGAUGAACCCUCGGUCGCGACACUGACACCUGCCAGACUAUGUCCUCGUCUGGAGGCGAGACCCCCGGGAUGUGCUGGUGACAAAGGCGAUCCCGGGUGCCGACAGGUGGACCGACCAUCGUAUCAGGAUCUGAAGGACGCCACAAUCGUCAAUCUCUAUGAGCGGAAAGGGAAUCGCCAAAUUUGAGACAACAACCGAGGCAUUUCCCUGCUGAACAUCGCGAGGAAAAUCUUUGAGCCCACCCUUCUCAACUGCCUGAAAAUCCACCCAGAACAAGGUCUCCUAUCGGAAAACAAGUGCGGCUUUUGCUGUCACCGCAGAACCACCGAGAUGAUUCUCACCGCCCACCAACUGCUGGAGAAGUGUCAGGAGAUGCGUGCCCACCUGUACUUUACCUUCGUGGAUCUGACGAAAAUCAUCGGUACGGUGAGUCGCGAAGGAUGUGAAAAAUCAUUCAGAAGUCCGGCCAUCCCGAACGAUUCUCGCAGAUGGUGCGUCAGCUCCACGAGGGCAUGACGGCGUUCGUCACGGACAAUGGGGAUGUCUCAGGGCCAUUCACAGUGACCAACGGAGUGAAACAGGACUGCGUCCUUGUGCCUAACCUCAUGUUCUCUGCCACGCUGAUGGACGCCCAUCGUGACGAAUGCCGUGGGUUCCACAUCGUCUACAGGACGGAUGGACACCUCCUCAAUCAGCGGCGGAUGCACUUCCAGUCGCGUGUUUCAACAAAUUCCGUCCAAGAACUCCUCUUCGCCGACGACUGUGUCUUCAACAUCACCUCGGAAGGGGACAUGCCAAAGGGCAUGGAUCUCUUCGCCGCCGCCGCCGCCUGCGACAACUUUGGUCUGAUCAUCUACACUGAAAAUACGGUGUUUAUGCAUCAUUCGCCACCCGACGCUGCCUACUUCACACCCCAAAUCAAUGUGAACGACGCUCAAAUGCUAGUCGUGGACAACUUCAUAAAUCUUUGGCAGCACGCUCUCCCGUAA
Molecule: messenger RNA, 1326 nt
Organism: Spirometra erinaceieuropaei
Lineage: Eukaryota; Metazoa; Platyhelminthes; Cestoda; Diphyllobothriidea; Diphyllobothriidae
Source: the annotation of a GenBank genome assembly